Sorex fumeus (smoky shrew) is the source of this 1922-nucleotide messenger RNA. It is a transcript of the gene IKZF4, whose product is annotated as IKAROS family zinc finger 4. The record is from RefSeq and is a predicted model, not a curated record. Gene Ontology annotation, molecular function: DNA-binding transcription factor activity; RNA polymerase II cis-regulatory region sequence-specific DNA binding. The coding region runs from base 151 to 1911 and encodes 586 amino acids. The transcript is spliced from 8 exons. Lineage: Eukaryota; Metazoa; Chordata; Mammalia; Eulipotyphla; Soricidae. Gene Ontology annotation, biological process: regulation of transcription by RNA polymerase II.
UCUUGCCGCUGCGCUGCAGCCGUGGGCCCCCGCUCACCGAGCCGCUGCCGCUGCCUGCGAAAUGACGGCGGUUCCCCUCACUUCCAGGAAUCCACGCUUCCUGGAAGGUGAGUGGCUGGGCUCACCCCUGCCUGCCACCCAGACGCAGACAUGCACACACCACCCGCACUCCCUCGCCGCCGUUUCCAAGGCGGCGGCCGUGUUCGCACCCCAGGGUCUCACCGGCAAGGGAAGGAUAAUCCGGAGAGGGAUCCCUCAGGAGGGUGUGUUCCGGAUUUCUUGCCUCAGGCCCAAGACUCCAACCAUUUUAUAAUGGAAUCUUUAUUUUGUGAAAGUAGCGGGGACUCAUCUCUGGAGAAGGAGUUCCUCGGGGCCCCAGUGGGGCCUUCGGUGAGCACCCCCAACAGCCAACACUCUUCUCCCAGCCGUUCGCUCAGCGCCAACUCCAUCAAGGUGGAGAUGUACAGCGAUGAAGAAUCGAGCAGACUGCUGGGGCCAGACGAGCGGCUUCUGGAAAAGGAUGACAGCGUCAUCGUGGAGGACUCGCUGUCGGAGCCGCUGGGCUACUGUGACGGCAGCGGGCCAGAGCCCCACUCCCCUGGCGGCAUCCGGCUCCCCAAUGGCAAGCUCAAGUGUGACGUGUGUGGCAUGGUCUGCAUCGGGCCCAACGUGCUCAUGGUGCACAAACGCAGCCACACUGGUGAAAGGCCCUUCCACUGCAACCAGUGUGGGGCCUCCUUCACCCAGAAGGGGAACCUCCUGCGCCACAUCAAGCUGCACUCAGGGGAGAAGCCCUUCAAAUGUCCCUUCUGCAACUACGCCUGCCGCCGGCGGGAUGCGCUCACCGGCCACCUCCGCACACACUCCGUCUCCUCUCCCACGGUGGGCAAGCCCUACAAGUGUAACUACUGCGGCCGAAGCUACAAACAGCAGAGCACCCUGGAGGAACACAAGGAGCGGUGCCACAACUACCUGCAGAGUCUUAGCACUGAAGCCCAAGCAAUGGCUGGCCAACCAGGUGAUGAGAUUCGUGACCUGGAGAUGGUGCCAGAUUCCAUGCUGCACUCGGCCUCUGAGCGGCCAACAUUCAUCGAUCGUCUGGCCAACAGCCUGACCAAGCGCAAGCGAACCACCCCUCAGAAGUUUGUAGGUGAAAAGCAGAUGCGCUUCAGCCUCUCGGACCUCCCCUAUGAUGUGAACUCGGGUGGCUAUGAGAAGGACGUGGAGCUGGUGACACACCAUGGCCUGGAACCAAGUUUUGGGGGUUCUCUGGCCUUUGUCGGGGCCGAGCACCUGCGUCCCCUCCGCCUCCCGCCUGCCAACUGCAUCUCAGAACUCACGCCCGUCAUCAGCUCCGUCUACACCCAGAUGCAGCCCCUCCCCGGUCGGCUGGAGCUCCCGGGAUCCCGAGAAGCAGGUGAGGGCCCCGAGGACCUGACCGAUGGAGGUCCCCUGCUCUACCGGGCCCGGGGCCCCCUCACCGACCCGGGGGCCUCCCCCAGCAAUGGCUGUCAGGACUCCACAGACACAGAGAGCAACCACGAAGACCGGGUUGGGGGGGUGGUCUCCCUCCCUCAGGGCCCCCCGCCCCAGCCUCCUCCCACCAUCGUGGUGGGCCGGCCCAGUCCCGCCUACGCCAAAGAGGACCCCAAGCCCCAGGAGGGGCUGCUGCGGGGCACCCCGGGCCCCUCCAAGGAAGUCCUCCGGGUGGUGGGUGAGAGUGGCGAGCCCGUGAAGGCCUUCAAGUGUGAGCACUGCCGCAUCCUCUUCCUGGACCACGUCAUGUUCACCAUCCACAUGGGCUGCCACGGCUUCCGAGACCCUUUCGAGUGCAACAUCUGCGGUUACCACAGCCAGGACCGGUACGAGUUCUCGUCCCACAUUGUCCGGGGGGAGCACAAGGUGGGCUAGCGGCCUCCUCC